This is a messenger RNA of Phlebotomus argentipes, 762 nucleotides long. RefSeq lists its product as uncharacterized. Gene Ontology annotation, biological process: proteolysis. NCBI's taxonomy places the organism in Eukaryota, Metazoa, Arthropoda, Insecta, Diptera, Psychodidae. Bases 1 to 762 code for a protein of 253 amino acids. Gene Ontology annotation, molecular function: serine-type endopeptidase activity. The transcript has 2 exons. The record is from RefSeq and is a predicted model, not a curated record.
AUGAAGCUGUUCAUCUUGUUGGCCCUGGUCUUUGCUUCGGCAGCCGCCUACCCCAAGUACUACCGCGACAUCGACGGAUUCAUCGUUGGUGGCCAGAAUGCCAACAUCGCUGACUUCCCCUAUUCCCUGUCGCUGAGGCGCAACGGUGGCCACAUUUGCGGCGCUUCCGUGAUCGCCGCCCGUUGGGCUCUCACGGCUGCUCACUGCGUUCCCACUGCUCCUGCCAACCAGAUCACCUUCCGCGGAGGCAGCGCCAACCGUCUGUCCGGCGGUGUGCUCUUCCAGGCCGACCAGAUCCACAUCCAUCCUCAGUACAACAGCCCAUCCCAGCUGAACAACGAUGUCGGUCUCGUCCGUGUGACCACCAACUUGGCUGGAACCAACAUCCGCUCUGUUCCUAUUGCUGGAAGCGGUGGCGAUAUGGCUGCUGGAGCCCGCGCUCUCAUCAACGGCUGGGGACACACUCAGUGGCAGGGAUCCCUGGCCACCAACCUACAGUGGGCUGAGGUCGGCGUUGUCUCUCGUGCUGCUUGCCAGUCUGCCUACGGAAACAUCAUCACCGCCAGCAUGCUGUGCGCCGCCCAUCCCGGACGUGAUGCCUGCCAGGGCGACUCUGGCGGCCCACUGACCACCAUGGGACAUGUCCAGCACGGUGUUGUGUCCUUCGGCCACCAGUGCGCUCACCCCAACUUCCCUGGAGUGUAUGCCCGCGUCGGAGUUGCUGUGAUCCGCAACUGGAUCGGAAACAUUUCCGGAGUCUAA